Molecule: messenger RNA, 1149 nt
Organism: Neogale vison (American mink)
Lineage: Eukaryota; Metazoa; Chordata; Mammalia; Carnivora; Mustelidae
Product: zinc finger protein 154-like
Biological process (GO): negative regulation of transcription by RNA polymerase II
Molecular function (GO): DNA-binding transcription repressor activity, RNA polymerase II-specific
Source: RefSeq, a predicted model, not a curated record
AUGAGAGCCUCCAGCAGCCCCACCGCCCUGAGCCGUGGCCUCAGGGAGCAGCCUCGCUGGAGCAGCCCCUAUCCAGCCACCGACCCAGACCCCAAAGGCCCGAGCGCGGAGCGCCUGCUCGCGGCCCUGCGGCCCUGCGGCCCAGGCCCGGGUGUCCGCGACAGGGAGGCGCCGGUGGGCGGGGGCGCGUGUGGGACGGAGCGUAAGGCGGAUCCACGCCUGCGCUGGCAGGCCCAGGACAAUGUGACUUUGGAGGAUAUGGCCAUGUACUUCUCCUGGGAGGAAUGGGGUCUCCUUGAUGAUGCUCAGAGACGCCUGUACCAUGAUGUGAUUCUGGAGAACUUGGCACUGAUGGCCUCCCUGGAAUGUGGAAAAGCCUUCUAUCGUAAAUGUAAACUUGUUCAGCACCAAAGAAUUCACACUGGAGAAGGACUGCUUGAGUGCAGUGAAUGUGGGAAAACCUUCAGCUAUAAGCAUACAUUUGUUCAGCAUAAGACAGUCCACACUGGAGAAAAGCCUUCUGAGUGCAGUGAGUGUGGAAAGGCCUUCAGGUUCAAAUAUAAACAUGUUCAGCACCUAUGUACUCACACUAGAGAAAGGCCUUACAUGUGUAGUGAAUGUGAGAACUUUUGGAUGAUAUCCAAACUUGUUCGGCACCAGAGAAUUCACACAGGAGCACGACCUUAUGAGUGUGCUGAAUGUGACAAAUUCUCUAGACAAAGUUCCAGCCUCUUUCAACAUCAGAGAAUUCACACUGGAGCAAGGCCUUAUGAAUGUGACAAAUGUGGGAAGUCUUGUAGCCAAAGUUCUGUCCUCAUCCAGCAUCAGAGAGUUCUCACUGGAGAAAGGCCAUAUGAGUGCAAUGAAUAUGGGAAAUCCUUUAGACAAACCUCCAGCCUCAUUCAACACCAGAGAGUUCACACAGGAGCAAGGCCUUACGAGUGUAGUGAAUGUGGGAAAUCCUUUAGCCAAAGUUUUAGCCUCAUUCUACAUCAGAGAAUUCACACUGGAGAAAGGCCUUAUGAAUGCAGUGAAUGUGGGAAAUUCUUUAGCCAAAACUAUAGCCUCAUUCAACACCAUAAACUUCACACUAGAAAAAGGCAUCAGGACUUCAGCCAACCUGAGAAAGUUUUCCAACAUCUGCUCUGA